Molecule: messenger RNA, 1407 nt
Organism: Candida albicans SC5314
Lineage: Eukaryota; Fungi; Ascomycota; Pichiomycetes; Serinales; Debaryomycetaceae
Gene: ARP4
Product: Arp4p
Exons: 1
Coding region: 1-1407 (468 amino acids)
Biological process (GO): regulation of transcription by RNA polymerase II
Cellular component (GO): NuA4 histone acetyltransferase complex; SWI/SNF complex
Molecular function (GO): chromatin binding
Source: RefSeq, a predicted model, not a curated record
AUGGCAACAGCAUCAACAACAACAGUAUAUGGAGGUGAUGAAAUCAAUGCUAUAGUUCUUGAUCCAGGCUCUUAUACUACAAGAAUAGGAUAUGCUGGUGAUGAUUUCCCUAAAGUAAUCACAUCAUCAUAUUAUGGACAAGUGAAGAAUGACAAGAAAAAAAUCUUUGGUGAAUCAAUUAAUGUUCCAAGAGCCAAUUAUGACAUUAAACCAAUAUUAAAAGAAUCUAUUAUAGUUGAUUGGGAUGCAGCCAUUGAACAAUAUCAAUAUUAUUUUGAUCAACAAUUAAAAGUUGUGGGGCCAGAACAACCGAUUUUAAUAACUGAACCAAUAUGGACAGAAACUUCAUAUCGUCAACAAUUGGUGGAAACUUUUUUCGAAAAUUUUGAAUUUAGUGGGAUAUAUUUAGCUAAAUCACCUACAUGUGUUUCAUUUCAACAAGGUAGAUCGAAUUGUUUAGUUGUUGAUUUAGGUCAUGAUUCUGUACUGGUAACUCCAGUGAUUGAUGGGAUUUGUUUAUUGAAAAGUUCAAUGAAAACUAAUUAUGGGGGGAAAUUUUUAUCUAAUGAAAUUCAAGAUUAUCUUAUUGAUACUAAAAAAGUUGUUAUGGAACCAAGUUUUAAAAUUAAAUCAAAAAUUCCAACUACUUAUCCUGAUCCACCAAAAUAUGAACUCAAAAAUAAUAAUACUAUACCCACAUCAUCAUCAUCAUCACUAUCACAAUCAUUUCUUGAAUUUCAAAAUGAAAAAAUAUAUCAUAAUUUUAAAGAAAUUUUAGAAGUUCCAGAAAAGAAUAGUAGUAGUGGCACUACUACCACCACCACCACCACCAAUAAAGAUUCAUCUAGAUUAUUUGAAUUGCCUACUGGUCAAUCUAUUGUUAUCGAUAGAUUUAAAAUUGCUGAAUCAAUUUUUGAUCCAACAAUUUAUAAAUUCACCAAUUCAAAAUUAUCAUUCCCACCCAAUAAUGGAGAAAUCUCAAUUACUCAAGCUAAUGAAUAUCGCCCUCUUAAAAGAGUUCGUAAAAAUGAUGAUGAAGAAGAAGAUUCUAAUCAAUCUACUCCAAAACCAGAAGUUAAUAUUAGAGGUAUAUCACAAUUAAUUUCUCAUACAUUAUCAAAUAUCGAUAUAGAUUUACGUGCAUCAUUAGCUAAUAAUAUUAUUGUUACUGGUGGUGUAUCACUUAUUUCUCAAUUAACAGAAAGACUUUAUCUUGAAUUAUCAAAUAAUAAUCCAGGAUUGAAAAUUAGAUUACAUGCUGUGGGGAAUUCAACAGAAAGAAUCAAUCAAGCAUGGAUUGGUGGGAGUGUAUUGGCUUCAUUAGGAACAUUCCAUCAAAUGUGGGUGACAAAAGAAGAAUAUAAUGAAGUUGGUGUCGAUAGAAUAUUAAAUCAAAGAUUUAGAUAA